GCGUUCUCUCGUUUUCACUUUAGACAAAUGAGAGGCAAAUCCAUCAGGUCGUGUGUGGCCUGAUUCAAAUCAGGAAGGAAAGUGCCAGCCACUGGAAAUAUUGUGGGCCCUUCGUAUGAUCGAAUCGAUCUGCCCCGUUGAAAUGAAUUAACGUCAUUAAUCUUGUCUUCCCCCAAAAAAAUCACAAUUAAUUUCGCGUUUUUUUUUUAAACAAACAAAAAUGGCGUGUCUUUGAAUCAUAAAAUAUAAUAAAAGAGAAUGAAAAGGAAAAACUAGUUCUAUGAGUGACAUUAGGAGCUGAGAAUGGCCAAUUCGUCUACUUGUGAGAAUCGAGACGUGAGCUGUGGCCUACAGCAGCUCAUUGCAAGUGUCAUUUUUUAAAAUGUUUUUAUAUACACACAAAGCAUGAGAAAAUUAGAACGAAAAGAAAUUAUUGAAUUGCAGAAAUCUUUUCAGUAAACAUUCCAAAAUCAAAGUUAUAGUCGAAAAGCUGACAUUGCUGACAUUACUCACUGAUUUUGUCCAUUAGAGAAUGAACUGGCUCUUUUAAUCACAACAUUACCAAAUUCAAUUCCAAUCAACAAUCUGGACGCUUGAACACACACACAUACGCGUGCGUGCGCACACACACACACACACUCCACGCCCCCUCUCUCGUAUUCUCUCCCAAUACUUUGACGUGAUGACAUUCUGACAGGACGUACUGGUUUGUGUGUACAUACGGGGCGAAUCAUCUGUAGUGCAAAUAGUUUUGCCUGCUUGAAUAUUCAUAUACUCUUGCCUGAGCUCAACUGGAUCUGUGUUUGAGAGGGUGUGUGUGUGCGUGCGUGCUCUACCAGUUUCUGUGUUUAAUCAAGUUUGCAAAGCAGACAAGAGCCUAGUUUGACUUGCAAAAACGUUACUUCCUCGACAAGCCCCACGCAGCUUUCUAGCGUCCCUGAGAGUGCCUGACGAGCAUCGCCAUGGGUGAAAUGGAGCAACUGCGAAAGGAGGCAGACAGUCUCAAGGACCAGAUUACUGCGGCGCGCAAGGCCACGCAGGACAUGAGCUUCCAGGAGGCCGUAUCUAGCAUCAACGUGGUGGGCCGCGUCCAGAUGAAGACCAGGAAAACACUGAGGGGUCACCUGGCCAAGAUCUACGCCAUGCACUGGUCCACUGACUCCAAGUUGUGCGUGAGUGCGUCUCAAGACGGGAAGCUCAUCGUGUGGGACAGCAUCACAACCAACAAGGUGAACGCCAUCCCCCUCAAGUCGUCGUGGGUGAUGACAUGCGCCUACGCCCCGUCGGGCAACCUGGUGGCGUGCGGCGGUCUGGACAACAUGUGCUCCAUCUACAACCUGAAGGGCAAGGACGGCAACGUCAAGGUCAUGCGCGAGCUGGCGGCUCACACGGGUUACCUGUCAUGCUGCCGUUUCAUCAGCGACAGCGAGAUCAUCACCAGCUCUGGAGACUGCACUUGCGUGCUGUGGGACAUCGAGACGGGCACCCAGAAAACUAUCUUCGCGGGUCACCAGGGAGACUGCAUGUCCUUGGCCGUGUCCCCGGACUUCAAGUUGUUCAUCUCGGGCGCCUGCGACUUUACGGCCAAACUGUGGGACAUCCGGGAGGGCAACUGCAGACAGACCUUCGGGGGCCACGAGAGCGACAUCAACGCCAUCGGGUUCUUCCCCAACGGCAACGCAGUCAUCACGGGCUCUGAUGACGCCACCUGCAAGCUGUACGACCUGAGGGCCGACCAGGAGCUCAUCACCUACCAGGAUUCCAGCAUCAUGUGCGGAGUCACCUCGCUGGCCCCCUCCCUGUCGGGACGUCUCAUCCUGGCCGGCUACGACGACUUCAACGUUAAUAUUUGGGACUCGCUCAAAGCGGAAAGAGUGGGAGUGCUGGCCGGCCACGACAACCGAGUGAGCUGCAUCGGCGUAUCCUCGGACGGAAUGGCGUGCUGCACGGGUUCGUGGGACAGCUUCCUCAAGAUUUGGAAUUGAGGCCUCGGGGCCGGCAUCGGGAUCUACAUUCACGGGCGGAGGAUUUAAUUGUGCCAAUUUUUCAUGUCGUUGGUUGGAUCAUGUGAAUGAAAAUUCCUUUAGUUCAUUAUUACGCCACGGUCUGGCACACUUGACCUCUGCAGUCAAGCGGUUGUCAAACACAAGUACACUGGAUGGACGUCCGUCAUGUAGGUUGGGAUGCAGUGUUUUAUAUCAAGCAUUUUUUUUGUUAGUUUUCCAAUAGAUGCUCAUGUUGACUUGCUCUUCUAAAUAGAAUUCAACAUCCUAGAGGUUUUUGUGUUUGUAUUGAAUGUGACACUGGCUUGUUCUGAUCCCCCCCCCCCAAAAAAAAAACGAGACAGUGACAGAUGGGACCACAAAAAAAAGUGGUUCACUAAGCACUUACAACAAGCAACGAGCCAUUUGUCUCAGGAUUUAGCAAAACAUGCUAUUGCGCACAUGUAAGCGCGACUUUUGGGAAUUUGUUGUUUAGCAUAUCUUUCCAAACAGACUGUCAAAUAAAGAUGCGAUUCUA
Molecule: messenger RNA, 2520 nt
Organism: Syngnathus acus (greater pipefish)
Lineage: Eukaryota; Metazoa; Chordata; Actinopteri; Syngnathiformes; Syngnathidae
Gene: gnb3a
Product: guanine nucleotide binding protein (G protein), beta polypeptide 3a
Exons: 9
Coding region: 963-1985 (340 amino acids)
Biological process (GO): G protein-coupled receptor signaling pathway
Cellular component (GO): cytoplasm; heterotrimeric G-protein complex
Molecular function (GO): protein binding; signaling receptor complex adaptor activity
Source: RefSeq, a predicted model, not a curated record